Messenger RNA from Pyricularia grisea, 2821 nucleotides. RefSeq lists its product as uncharacterized. The coding region runs from base 56 to 2821 and encodes 921 amino acids. Gene Ontology annotation, molecular function: microtubule minus-end binding; gamma-tubulin binding. NCBI's taxonomy places the organism in Eukaryota, Fungi, Ascomycota, Sordariomycetes, Magnaporthales, Pyriculariaceae. Gene Ontology annotation, biological process: cytoplasmic microtubule organization; spindle assembly; microtubule nucleation. Gene Ontology annotation, cellular component: spindle pole; mitotic spindle pole body; equatorial microtubule organizing center. The transcript is spliced from 2 exons. The record is from RefSeq and is a predicted model, not a curated record.
AGUACCGCCCUUUGGGAGUUAUUGGACCCCGAUUGGGGGCAGCCAUGCGACAACAAUGUCGCAACAACGCAUUGCCAACGCCGUCGAGGGCCUGAUAGCCCACCUCGUCCCCGCCGAUCCUAGCAACAGCGAACGAACGCAGGAGCGUCAUGAACACUGCUUUCAACUUGUCAACAAUAUUCUCAAUAAUCAGACCUCACCUCCUAUCUCAUCUGAUGUCAACCAUGCCUCGGACUUGAUCAAGCGUAAGCUGAUACAGACGAAUCCCACACAAGCCCUGCGCUUUGCGAAUCUGUAUACUCGCCUGCUUUCGCUACCUGUCCUAGACAAGAAGUGGGCUAUAUUGCACCUCCUUUACCAACUUUCCGAUUCGCCGGACCCCAGCGAACCUCUUCCACUCAGCUCUCUGCAGCGAAGACCAGCGCCUCCACCAAAAGAGAAAGAUAUCGCUCAUAAGCCGCCGGAGAGGGACCAGGCUUCUAGCUCAUCUGCUUCUGCGUCCUUGUCUCGAGGCUCGGAGGAGGAGCUCAACGAUGCCUUCCAACCUGCAGGCCUCAAAAAGUUCCCCCCGGACAAGGCCAGAAGGGGCCCUGCCGAGGAAGCCAGAGUUGCUGCUGCAACAGCUGCUGGUGAGGACAUGGACGUGGACCCAACACCCGCAAGGGAUGUUUCCUUGAAGACUACCCUACUGGCGGAGAACUCCCUGGAGAUUAAUCCAUCAGAACCUGUGCUACUACGGGAUCUGCCCUUUACACUGCAAGGGCUGUCCUCGACUACGCUGCCGUUUUCAUCCAAAUCAAGCCUGAAACUGCCACCUACGUUGCCCGCCCCAAUAAUAUCACUACUACAUCAGUUGGCGGAACCCUCUCUCCUGUACCGGCGGCUCGACUCCUUUGUCAAGUCGCCUGCAAACGGACUGCUCGGUCAAAGCCUACGAUCCGCGAUGACUGGUGAGUUGCGUUCGUAUCUUGGUCUGGUGGCUACACUCGAGGCCCAGAUACGACGUGCUUUGGCCGCACUGGACGAAUCAGCACCUCGACACGGCAUCGGCAAGGCCGGCGUCACUUUGAAGAGGCUAGUAGUUUGGACACGAGAAGCCACCAUGGGCUUACGGCUGCUCUCACUAAUUGCGGAAGAGUCGCGCAAGCACCAUGGCGGACGUCUCAUAUCACUCAUCCACGGAUUUUUGACGUCGCAUGGCGAUCCAACUGUCGGAGCUUUUGCGGAGCGGCUACUCACACAUGUAACCCGCCCCUUUUACGACAUGCUAAGGCAUUGGAUAUACGAUGGCGAGCUCUCAGACCCGUAUCUUGAGUUCUUUGUAAGGGAGCAAGAUCCCAUGGCUGAGAAGCACAAGGAGGCCAAGGUCAAAGGACUCAGCUCAUUAUGGAAUGACAAGUAUGAGGUUGAUGAGUCGAUGGUUCCCGGCAUCAUCAGCGCCGACUUUGCACAAAAGGUGUUUCUCAUUGGCAAGUCGCUCAACUUCAUACGCCACAGCUGCGGUGACUCCCAAUGGGUAGAAGAGUAUAGCAAGGCAGCUUCAAAGGAGUUGCGGUAUGGAGACACAGCUACCUUGGAGGCUUGGAUCGAUGAGGCUUACAAGACGACAAUGAAGCGGUUGAUGCACCUCAUGACUACCAAAUUCCAUCUCUUUGAACACCUCCAGGCCAUGAAGGACUACAUUCUUCUUGGCCAGGGUGACUUUAUUGCUUUACUGAUGGAAUCCCUUGCACCGAACCUUGACCGCCCUGCCGGUGCCCAAUACCGUCACACUCUUACCGCCAAGCUGGAAGAGGCCAUCCGGGGCUCUAAUGCACAAUACGCCAGCCCAGAAGUCCUGCGGCGCCUGGACGCUCGCAUGCUACAGCUGUCGCAGGGCGACAUCGGCUGGGAUUUGUUCACACUCGAGUACAAGAUCGACGCGCCAGUUGACUGCAUCCUGACCGAGUGGCACGGUAGACAAUACCUGAAAAUGUUCAACUUCCUCUGGCGUGUCAAGCGCGUCGAAUUUGCUCUACACUCGGUAUGGCGGAAGAGCACCACAGGCUCGCGCGGCGUCCUGCAGACUAAGGAUCCGGCAGUUGCGCAGACCUGGCGCACCACGCGUGGGACCCUGGCCGAGAUGGUCCAUUGGGCUGGCCAGCUGCAGUACUACAUCCUGUUUGAGGUUAUCGAGGCCUCAUGGGGCCAGCUCCAGAAGGCGCUGAAAAAAGAGGACGCCACGCUCGACGAUCUGAUCGACGCCCACACCACGUACCUGGACACCAUCACCCAAAAGGGCCUUCUCGGCGCUAAGCGCAAGACCGCGACCAGUGCCCCCGCCGAUGCAGGCGCGGCUGACGAGGAGCGCUCUGUACCCAUGAACCAGAUCGCCGACAUCUUGCGCAACAUCCUAUCUUACCGCGACAGCGUCGACGGCCUCUACUCUUGGGCCGUGUCGGACUUCACCUCGCGCCAGAACGACGCCAUCACAGCAGCUGCCGCCCACGAGGACACCGAGAUGGGCGGCACCGCCGCCAGCGGCAAUAACCCACUGGGAUUUGCCUCAGCCGCUGCCUCCGAGUUCCCUGCUUUGCAGGAGCGCCUGCGCGUCUUGGGAGCCGACUUCCGCAAGCGUGUCCAGAGGUUACUAGGCGACCUGGCAUACACCUCGGAGCACGAGACGCGCUUCCUGGGCCUGGCCAUGAAUUUCAACGACGUCUACCAGCCAAUGCUCAGGGCCAGACACAAGCCUGGCGGCAGCGGCAGGGCUGCUGCUGCCGCUGCCGCCUCGGCCGUCUCCACUACGGGGUCUGUGAGGGGCGAGCGUGCUGCAGAGUGA